UGUUUCUUCGACGCCAUGGAGUGCACCAGGUCCUUGUUCGUGUGCUGGGCCGUGGCGGUCGUCUGCUGGGCCGCGGCGGCCGCGCAGCCUCAGGGCCAGUCUUUGGAGUCGGCGGUUCUGUCAGCGCCGUCCGGCAGCCCGGCCAGCCCAGCCAGCGCCCUGCCGCAGUCGCCACAGCCGCAGCAAGCCUCGCUACCGCCAUCGCCACAGCCCAUGCAGCCGCAGCCCCUGCAGCCGCAACUGUACCCGCAGUCGCCGCCGCAGCUGGCGCUGCCACUGCCGUUGUCACCGCAGAACACGGUACUGCUCCAGUGCCGGCAGACGGUUCCCUCCACGGAUUUAGACAUUGCGGAGAUCCAAAGGCAGAUUCUACCGGUGUCUCUCGCCGGGCAGUGUCUUCUAGCUUGCGCGGCGCAGCGGCUCGGCUACAUGCAGCCCAACUUCCCGCUGCAGAUGCAGGGCGCGGGCGCCCUCAUGAACACGCUCUACCCGUCGCGCGGAUUCGACCCGACUUUCCAGAACUCGCUCAUGAGCACCGUCAACCAGUGCCUCGUGCAGGCCGAUCCGUUGGCCCAGCUGGCCUAUUCUGGCAGACUGCAGUGAACCUGUUCAACACAGCGAGACAGUUCAAUCCCAUCCCCGGCCUGCUGGGCUGAACACGCUGUGCUUUUUUGAUGGGACUGUAUUGAAAGGGAAUAAAGUUUUGGUUAGUCUUUUGAUAGA
Molecule: messenger RNA, 723 nt
Organism: Thrips palmi
Lineage: Eukaryota; Metazoa; Arthropoda; Insecta; Thysanoptera; Thripidae
Product: homeobox protein Hox-A3-like
Exons: 6
Coding region: 16-603 (195 amino acids)
Molecular function (GO): odorant binding
Source: RefSeq, a predicted model, not a curated record